This is a messenger RNA of Capsicum annuum, 1227 nucleotides long. RefSeq lists its product as uncharacterized. The record is from RefSeq and is a predicted model, not a curated record. The transcript has a single exon. NCBI's taxonomy places the organism in Eukaryota, Viridiplantae, Streptophyta, Magnoliopsida, Solanales, Solanaceae. Bases 129 to 833 code for a protein of 234 amino acids.
GUUCUCAAUAUAUAUACAUAACAUAACAAGGUGAGAUCGAGUAAAGAUAUUGAAGGACAAACAUAAAAGAAACAAAACCUCUAUUCCUUUUCCACUUCCCUUUUCUCCCUUAGCUUCAUCAAGAAUCAAUGGCUUCUACUCUUACUACUACGCCAACUCCAACUCAUGAUGUUGAUCAUAUAACAAGUGGUGACACCACAUUGCCAACCACAAUUUUCAGGCCACCACCGACACGCCGGAGUCCAUCAUCUCUCUCUUCUUCUCCAUCUCACUCUUCCAACUCUUCCUUUGGAUCAUCACUCUCUUUCCAUGACAUUCUUGAUGAUCAUAACAAUUCCCCUAUUAGCCCUACAACUCCUCUUCAUUUCCCUAAAGGGGUACCCUUUUCUUGGGAGAAGAUCCCUGGAAUACCAAAACAAGUAUUUUCCAAGAAAAAUAUAAAUAAUAGCACUACUACUUCUCUAGGGCAACUUCUUCCACUAAUGCCACCACCAGCUGGAAAUAAUAAUGGAAAGAAUAUUUCAAAUUAUUCAUCCAAGAAAAUUAGUAGUGCUAGUUUUCUUGAUGAGAUUUCUCCAAGAAAAUCUGCUGCUAAAAGUUUUAGAAAGGAUCCAUUUUUUGCUGCAUUUGUGGAGUGUUCCAAGGAUGAUAAUCAGCAAUAUCAACAUGAUGACAUUUGGAAAAAUUCUUCUUCAAAGGUACCAUCAAUAAGAAGUUUAAGUGAUAGAUUUGGAUUCAUUAGCAUGUAUACUUCUUGCAAAAGAACUUGUACAGUUUCUGAAUCCAUUGUUUAUCUUCCAAGAUCAAGAAAUUAUAGUAGGAAGCAGUACUAGAUCACGAGUCAAAGUCCUGUCCUACAUCUAUCGGCGGAGUCGGAAUUUGAAGUUUAUUAGUUGUGGACUUACAUGCCAUAGAAUCCAUUGCUCGUUGUAGUUACUGGGACGCAAUUAAAUAUGUAUACAUUUUUAAUAAUGUAUUUCCUAAUACAGAUACAGAGUCCAAGCAAAAGCUACCGGCCCUGUCUACUUAUAGGUUAGUUAAUUAAGUCUUACUAUUUCGCGUUCAGUUAUUAAUGCAUAGUUAUUUUUAUGAAAUUAUUUUUUAGCCUAUGGUUUCCUAUUUUUCUUUCCAUUUUUUUUGGAUUUUAUGUAAUGCAACAUGAGGACAAGUCAAUGUGUUUGUCCAACAUUAAUUAAUGGAGAAGUACAAUUAUGGGUAUGUUAUUUA